This is a messenger RNA of Neodiprion virginianus, 1421 nucleotides long. RefSeq names its product cytochrome c oxidase subunit 1-like. NCBI's taxonomy places the organism in Eukaryota, Metazoa, Arthropoda, Insecta, Hymenoptera, Diprionidae. Gene Ontology annotation, molecular function: cytochrome-c oxidase activity; heme binding. Gene Ontology annotation, cellular component: membrane. The transcript has a single exon. The record is from RefSeq and is a predicted model, not a curated record. Gene Ontology annotation, biological process: electron transport coupled proton transport; mitochondrial electron transport, cytochrome c to oxygen. The annotation marks the transcript as partial.
UUAUUUUCAACUAAUCACAAAAACAUUGGAACAUUAUAUUUUAUAUUUGGAAUCUGAUCCGGAAUACUAGGACUAUCUUCUAGAAUAAUUAUUCGUAUAGAACUAGGAACACCCUCAUCAUUUAUUGGUGAUGAUCAAAUUUAUAACAUAAUUGUAACAUCUCAUGCAUUCUUAAUAAUUUUUUUUAUAGUUAUACCCAUUAUAAUUGGAGGAUUUGGAAAUUGACUAAUUCCUCUAAUACUUGGAGCCCCUGACAUAGCUUUUCCCCGAAUAAAUAAUAUAAGAUUUUGACUAUUACCCCCGUCAUUAAUCCUACUAAUUUCAAGAAGAUUAGUAGAUUCAGGAACAGGAACAGGUUGAACAGUUUACCCUCCUUUAUCAAGAAAUCUUGGACACUCAGGACCCUCUGUUGAUUAUACAAUUUUUUCUUUACAUAUAGCAGGAAUUUCAUCAAUUCUUGGAGCAAUUAAUUUUAUUUCUACAAUAAUUAAUAUACGACCAAAAGGAAUAAGAUUUGAGCAAAUACCUUUAUUCGUCUGAGCAGUAAAACUAACAGCUAUUCUUCUUUUAUUAUCUCUUCCAGUUCUAGCAGGAGCAAUUACAAUAUUAUUAACAGAUCGAAAUAUAAAUACAACUUUUUUUGAUCCUUCAGGAGGAGGAGACCCAAUCCUAUAUCAACACUUAUUUUGAUUUUUUGGACACCCAGAAGUUUAUAUUUUAAUUUUACCAGCCUUCGGGAUAAUUUCUCAUAUUAUUUCACAAAAAUCAGGAAAAAAAGAAACAUUUGGAACUCUUGGAAUAAUCUAUGCAAUAAUAACAAUUGGAUUAUUAGGAUUUGUAGUUUGAGCACAUCAUAUAUUUACUGUAGGUAUAGAUGUUGAUACACGAGCUUACUUUACCGCUGCUACAAUAAUUAUUGCAAUCCCUACUGGUAUUAAAAUUUUUAGAUGAUUAGCAACACUAUAUGGAUCUGAAAUAAAUUUUAGAUCAUCAAUACUAUGAACAUUAGGAUUUAUUUUUUUAUUCACAAUAGGAGGAUUAACAGGAAUUAUACUUUCUAAUUCUUCAAUCGAUAUUAUUCUACAUGAUACAUAUUAUGUUGUAGCACAUUUUCAUUAUGUUUUAUCUAUAGGAGCAGUAUUUGGAAUUAUAGCAGGAUUUAUUUACUGAUACCCAUUAUUUACUGGAAUAACAUUAAAUAUAAAAUGAUUAAAAAUUCAAUUUACUAUUAUAUUUUUAGGAGUAAAUAUAACCUUUUUUCCACAACAUUUUUUGGGCCUAAAUGGGAUACCCCGCCGUUACUCUGAUUACCCAGAUGCAUUUACAAUAUGAAAUAUUAUUUCAACAAUUGGAUCAAUUAUUUCUUUUAUUAGAGUAUUAUAUCUAAUUUUUAUUAUUUGAGAAAGAAUGUCAACACAACG